This is a messenger RNA of Strongylocentrotus purpuratus (purple sea urchin), 5117 nucleotides long. It is a transcript of the gene ergic3, whose product is annotated as endoplasmic reticulum-Golgi intermediate compartment protein 3. The transcript has 11 exons. Gene Ontology annotation, biological process: endoplasmic reticulum to Golgi vesicle-mediated transport; retrograde vesicle-mediated transport, Golgi to endoplasmic reticulum. Gene Ontology annotation, cellular component: COPII-coated ER to Golgi transport vesicle; endoplasmic reticulum; Golgi membrane. Bases 103 to 1305 code for a protein of 400 amino acids. The record is from RefSeq and is a predicted model, not a curated record. NCBI's taxonomy places the organism in Eukaryota, Metazoa, Echinodermata, Echinoidea, Camarodonta, Strongylocentrotidae.
UUAUUGAGGGCUAACUUCUUCCCGGCGCCGCGUCCGCUCUUGUCUUGAAACGAUCAGACGUUCAGUCUCCAUUCUGUUUUAAUAGAUGUUUGUGAUUUGAAAAUGGCUAUCCAGGACGUUUGGAACCGCUUAAGGGAGUUUGAUGCCUACCCUAAAACUCUAGAAGAUUUUAGAGUAAAAACAUUCGGAGGAGCUGCAGUAACGAUUAUAAGCAGUAUCAUCAUGAUCACACUGUUCAUCUCAGAGCUCAACUUUUACCUGACGAAGGAGGUCAUUCCAGAGCUCUAUGUAGAUGCAACGAGAGGAGAGAAACUCAAGAUCAACAUGGAGAUAGUAUUUCCUAAAAUGCCUUGUGCUUAUCUUAGUAUUGAUGCAAUGGAUAUAUCAGGUGAACAGCAACUAGAUGUAGAUCAUAACAUCUACAAGCGAAGGAUUGACAAGACAGGAACUCCCAUCAGUGAACCAGAGAAAGAGGAACUGGGAAAGAAAGAAGAUCAAGAAAAGAAAGAAGAAGAGGAUUCUGAACAAGAGGACGAAAAGAAGAAAAUGGAAGUACUAGAUCCAAACCGGUGUGAGAGUUGCUACGGUGCAGAAACCCCUGGGUUAAAAUGUUGUAAUGACUGUGAAGGAGUGCAGGAGGCGUACCGUAGGAAGGGCUGGGCUUUCAGUGAUCCCACCAGUAUAGAGCAGUGUAAGAGAGAAGGCUUCUCAGAGAAGAUGCAAUCACAGAAGGAGGAAGGAUGUGAACUAUACGGGUAUCUAGAGGUCAACAAGGUUGCAGGAAAUUUCCAUUUUGCACCAGGGAAGAGCUUCCAACAGCAUCAUGUUCAUGUUCAUGACUUACAGGCCAUCGCUGGUGCAAAGUUUAACAUGACCCAUCACGUUAAAACAUUGUCUUUCGGCAUGGAGUAUCCUGGCAUGGAAAAUCCUCUAGACAAUAUGAAGACAAUUGAUGUUAAAGGUUCAUCUAUGUUUCAGUACUUUGUCAAAAUUGUUCCUACAACAUAUACCAAGUUAGACAAAUCUAUAACCAGGACAAAUCAGUAUUCUGUUACCAAACAUGAGAAGCAGGUCACAACCUCAUUUUCAACAGGAGAGCACGGCUUACCUGGCGUCUUUGUACUGUACGAGCUCUCUCCACUUAUGGUCAAAUUUACAGAAAAACAUAGAUCAUUUAUGCAUUUCCUGACUGGAGUUUGUGCAAUCAUUGGGGGAGUUUUUACAGUUGCAGGACUGAUUGAUUCGUUGAUCUACCAUUCGGCAAAAGCAAUACAGAAGAAGAUUGACCUUGGGAAAGCCUUAUAACACAUCAUCUCUUCUGUAGGCCUAUGUGUUUUAGCAUCAUUAUUUUAUUCAAGAUAAUAAAAUUUACCAUUUGAAGGAAAUAGUACUGGAUAGGGAAUCUCAUUGUGGCCUUUUAACUAUGUCACUAAGUAUACAAGCAGAAGACAUCUUGAAUGAACAUGUAGACCUCACAUAAUAGGUGAGGGCCCACAUCACACUCCCAUGAUUCUCACUUGAUGAGAAUGUGUAUGAAUUAUCUAGAGUGAAUGGGGUCGGGUCUAAACUGUAGACGGAGCCACUUAGAUCAAAUUUAUCAAAGUGUGACUGGGGCUUUAGUUAAAGAUCAACAAUUUUCAUGGAAUCAAGCUCUAGAGAAAAUAAGACUUUCUUAUGCUAGACAUGAUCAGUUUAUCAGUUGAUCAGUUGAAAUAAAUUUUUAAAAAGAUAUUUCUGAUAAUUAAUCUAGAAAAUUAAGUAAAGAUAUCAUCCUGAUGAUAUGUUUUUAGAAAGGUAUAAUGAGUUGUGAUAACUUAAACUUCCAUUUCUUUAAGCACAAUUAAUGGUAUUUAAUUAGAGAUGAAGUAUUACUAGGAUAAAAAGUAUUUGAUACUAUUUUUACAGCACUUUCUAUACCACUACAAUUCCUUUUUUAUUUUAAAUACAAAAUCACAUUCAUAACCUUAGAAAAUUGUGUUUUCAAGAAUGAUGAUUGUCAUGAAAAAUGCAGGAUGUACAUGUACUUUAUAGAUUGAAACUAAAUUGCAAUUGUAGAAAUAAAAGACUUGGCAGCCAAGUGACAGUGCACUCACUCAUCUAAAAGGAAAACACAAGAAAGACACUAACAAGAUAUGGAAUUACAUGUAUGAUUUUUAAAUAUUUUUAUUAUUAGAGUUAUGAGAGAUAAACUACUCUACUUUUAGUAUCACUUAAUGGACAAAAUUUAAAAAUCAACUAUGACAUUUGCAAAGGAGGGGGCCAUUUGAUUAUUAUGCAUCACUGUCGUAUUGUAGAAUUACACUUCUUGUGAGUUUCCGGCGUCACUUUUAGAAUCCCUGUAAUGUUUUUCAUAUUUGUCUUGUACAUGCUCUUUAGAUUGUAGAAAAGUGGUCUAAAUGUAUGAAGCUGAAAAGUGCUGGCCCUAUGUUCUAAAACUCAUAUGUUGGAGCACAUACAUGGUCCAUACAAUACAUAGCAAUAUUGUAUCAGGACUUACGUGAAGCUUCAAAAUUAAACAGUCUUCAUCUGCAUGUAGCCUGUUUUGUAGCCAAUUUCAUCAGGACAUGUGUACAACAUAUGGGCAUUAGAAAAUAGGGUCAGAUCAAUUAUAAGUCUGUUGGAGAUUCUUAUUUGUAAAAAAGAAUAAGGACUGAAUAAUAGUGAAUUCACAUAGUCAGAAUGCAAUAUUGUUUGUUAUCCUAUAUAAGGGUAAGUUAGAGGUUGUAUAUUUUGUUGUAUCACUUUUAUAUAUUAUAUUUUCUAGUCUUAUAGUCAUUUUUCAAUGCUUUAUCUUAAUUGUUUUACAUCUUUGUUGCACAUAGCUCACAAUGCAGGUAGAUCCUAAAUUGUGAUUACUUCAUAUCAAUUUUUUGUUCUAACUAUUUACUUUAUGGUUACAUUAAGAAAGCUAUGACUGAUUAUACUUUUAGAUGACGUUUCCUUUAUCUUUUAUUGUCAUUAGUGUAAAAUUUAAACACAGUCUUGGAAAACUUUGUAUUUUUUCAGGUGAAAACUAGAAAUGUCUGUGACCGGCAGAAUAUAUGUGGCAAAUGCAGCUUAAAAGUUGAAAUCGAUCGUCGGUUUAACAUUUCAUGAAGAUGAUUAUCUCGUAAAUUUGUUUAAAAUCUGGAAUGUAAAUAAGUUCUAUUAGUUAUUUUUGCAGGUAUGUAAAGGGCUGAUACUUGGUAAAUUCCUUAUUGACCAACUUUUAAUAGACAAUCAUUUCAGAUUUUUUCCACACUCUUUGUUUUUCUUAAAUUUAAAAUUGCUCUGGGUUAUUUGACUGAUAUUGGUGCUUUAUUCCUCAUUUUCAUCUCCUUUUUUGUUGUUCUUCUUUUUUUGGAGCAUGUGUUUCUUUUAUUCUUUCAUUGUUUGUUCUUUUGUUUGUUUUUAAAUGUUUUUUCUUUUUCUAGAUUCCUUGAAAGAUAAUAAGUUUGUUUGUGAUGCCAAAAGAGAUUUGUCAUGUCUCUUAUCAAUAUUCUUCUCGUAUAGGGUCUUUCAUCAAGCAGUUGAAAAGUCAUUUUGAUCCCCUUCUAUUAUUAUGUCUGGAUUAACAUAUAUUUGAUAUGCUUCUUUUAUCGUUUUGGGAAUAACGAAUGUAUUCACUUCAACAUUUUUAAAAUCUUGUUUUAGAACAUGUAAGUUGUAAUGGUACAUAGCCUAUUUAUUUGUGGGCAGGCAGUGAUCAACAAGAGAUAUAUACAUGCAAGGUCAUGAUAUUUUCUCGUGAACAGGAUCGCGAGCGAUAACAGAAAUAAAGACGAUGAAUAUCCAUGUUUUAACUAUGUUUAUAUUAUGAGGCUAUUGCUCUUGUUCAUAUUUGGGUUUCACUUCAUUUAAGUAAAGCUAUCUCAUAAUGAUAAUAAUAAUGAUAAGAAGAAUGAUAAUACACAUGUACCGGUACAUGUAACAUUUCUAACGCAUAAUCCUAAUGUUUCCAAUUAAGCGCUAUAUUAUUAUUACCCCGGGCCCCGGCGAUAGCAGAGCUAUCCUGAUAACGCGCUCUGGCAUUCGAGGAAUUUCUUCCUACCGGGUACCCAUUAAACAUCACCUGGGUGGAGAGUGACAAAUAAAGAUUAAUGUCGUGCUAAUUAAAAGACACGAGUCCCGCGGCUGGACUCGAACCUUGAACCAUGUCGCUUUACAGUUAUCUAUAGAUCGGAUAGUUGGAGAACGAAUCAGCUCCACCUUUGUACUCUUCUCGUUUGUCCUUGACGUCGGCUUGCUCUUCGGCUCCGAACCUCUCCUCCCCAGUCUCAUCUGCACACUCUAAUCUCUAUCCCUGUAUUAUUUCUUAUUUUUGUCUUUCUCCUUCUCCUUUUCGUUUUGUUCUUCGUGUUCCUGUUAUACAUCAUACGCUGCUACUGAUACCUCUACUGCUGAUAAUACUUCUCUUGCUGCUGCUGUUACUCCUAUUGUACUCCUUCUCUCAUCAAUCUUCUUCCCCUUCCACCUCUUCUUCCUCCCCUUCAUCCUCUUCAUAGCCCCGUAUCUCACUUCUUCUUCAUUAGCAGAUCAUGCAUCUUAUUAUCUCUCUCUUUCUGCGUCCGAUGUCGUCCCAAUCUUCUUUAUGUCUCUAUCUUUUGAAAAUUCACUUUACCCCCACCCCGGCCCUGCUGACUGUUUUCUCCUGACGGAUUUUCCUCUUUUCAUUUCUCUAUUCUCACAUAAUUUCCUUUGUUACCACACAGUGCCCGCAUCCAUUGUCCCAUUCCAGACCAAACCCAUUCCAUAAUGUAAUUUAUAAUGUCAUAAAUAAUCUAUGAUGUCGAAUGCUUGUAUUUGUAAAGAUAUCAUUUCGGAAUUUUAUAGCCAGAGAUACUCGUUCUAUCUGGGUAUCAAAUUGCUCAGUUUAAAAUCUGGAUACAUGUAGGCUACUUAAAAAACUGCAUAUAAUGAUUCAUACCUGAAUUUGAAAAAUUAUGUAAUUGCAUUUUCAAGUGUAGAAGAGUAAGGCUUUAUUAGUGUAAUAUUUAUCUAUCAUGUAUUUUGUUACGUUUAUCGUCAAACUGUUCACUUGUUUACUUGAAAAGUCAAUGGCAUUGCAUAACAGAAAGUGUCACAAUUAUGUAAAGUACCUAUUUUUUCUUUUUUAAAUAAAACUGGGAAAUUAUGGA